UUCAGGAUGAUUAACAAAAGGCUUCAUUGUUGAUUAAUUUAUGUUCACCUUCAGGGCUAUAACUAUGCAUUCUCAUCACAUCUUCAUGCCCAACCAGCCAGCCACCUACCUUGAAAGGGAAAAAGCUUGGCAACAAAAGCAUGAACUACUAACAUGGUGGCUAUAUAUGAGAUAACAUUCCAUUCAUUCCUCAUAAACACUAGAGAUGGCUCCUUGGUUUCAAUGGUUUGUGCUCCUUCUUCUUACACUCCUUUCAGUUGUUGAAUGCGAAUCUCAGCCCACAAAUUCAUUCAACCAAACUGACCUGCAAGCAGCCAUGUCGGACAUGAGAAGUAGAUCUUACUAUGGAUUUGUCAUCCUCCUCAAAAUCCUCAACAGCCAACCCAACUCACUUCAAAACAAUGAUCUCACAUUCCUAAUGCCAAGUGAUGAACAACUAUCUCAGUUCUCAAUAACCCCAGAUGAACUCCAUGAUUUCCUACUCAGCCAUUCUAUCCCAACACCAUUACUGCUCAAUCAUCUGUUGCAUUUCCCAAAUGGCUCUAUGGUUCCCUCUAGCAUUCCAAGCAGGGUGAUUAGCAUCACCAACAGUGGGAGGUCAGGCUUGUUUGUCAACAAUGCAAGGAUUGUCACACCAAAUGUGUGCCAAACCUCUUCAAUAAGGUGCCAUGGAAUCAGUGCUGCUUUGACAUUUGGCAGCAAUGUUCCUUCUCAUCAUGCUCCAGAACGUAAGGAUCCCCCAAAGAACAGUGAUGUGAGGAACCCAGUCCCAUCUGUCAAAAAGACUAGUAUCCCACGUUUCUUGUAA
Messenger RNA from Lotus japonicus, 808 nucleotides. RefSeq names its product putative fasciclin-like arabinogalactan protein 20. NCBI's taxonomy places the organism in Eukaryota, Viridiplantae, Streptophyta, Magnoliopsida, Fabales, Fabaceae. Bases 206 to 808 code for a protein of 200 amino acids. The transcript has a single exon. The record is from RefSeq and is a predicted model, not a curated record.